Molecule: messenger RNA, 255 nt
Organism: Malassezia restricta
Lineage: Eukaryota; Fungi; Basidiomycota; Malasseziomycetes; Malasseziales; Malasseziaceae
Exons: 4
Coding region: 1-255 (84 amino acids)
Cellular component (GO): mitochondrion
Source: RefSeq, a predicted model, not a curated record
AUGGCAGGAGGUCAUCACCGUUCCGUCAAGAUCGAUCCCGCUAUUGAGCGAUGGCAGCAGAUGCACAACACCAUGUACCAACGCUUCCGCUGGACGCCUAAGAAUGCGCCUGUGAUCGCCUUUUGGGGUCUGGCUGUGCCAUUCGCUGCAUUCUUUGCCUUUUCCAAGACCAACACGGCCUGGGACUUUAGCGGCAAAGGCUUUGAUGAAAAGCUCCUGCGUGUAUCCCCGGCUGCGCAGGAGGAGUCGGAGUGA